Molecule: messenger RNA, 696 nt
Organism: Didymodactylos carnosus
Lineage: Eukaryota; Metazoa; Rotifera; Eurotatoria; Philodinida; Philodinidae
Source: the annotation of a GenBank genome assembly
AUGAUAGCGAUACAUUCUCGUCAGUAUCGACUUUGUCGUCCACAGAAACGAGUGACGAAGAAAAUGCAAAUAGCGAUUCAAACCGCGGCCAAAAACUUUCCCCACAGAAAAGCAGUGGUUCAUAUUAAAUUUUCGCUUGAAAAGAAGAAAAUCGUCGUAGCCAGCUCAGUAACGGGUCCAAUGCAUUUACGGUUCACCUCAACUUUACCAUUGGACAUAAUCAUGCAAGAUAAACAUAGAGCUCAAAAGAUGAUGGCAUUGAUCAAGGAUAUUUUUGAAUUACUAAAAAGAUCAAAGUUAGAUGUUAAAAAAAGCGAGGAAGCCGAAUAUAUCACACAACUAUCGAAAGACGCCAAACGAUGGGGCUCAAGAUAUAGUCUAUUAUUUGGAGUCGACGAAGUUACUCCUUAUGUUCAUGUAUUAAGCGCACAUAUUGGUGAAUUUUAUCGGAUUUUUCAAAACUUAAACAAGUUUACAUUGCAAGAAGUAGAAGAACUAAACGAUUUAAUGACACAAGAUUAUUUUAGAGGCAGUAAUAAAAAAGGAAACUAUUUUACUCAAAUGUUAAGAAAGCGAAUAUGUGAGUUAUUAUUAGCAUUAUCCGUUCGAAUGUUAACCGAAAUACGAAUCGAAUUAGGUAAAACACCACGGGUUGAUGCUAGCACUGAAUCAUCCAGCGAAGAUGAGCUGCUAUAA